UACGCAGUCACCACUUGGCAAUUAUCUCCGUCGUUGUCAGGUGGACAGUCGGUGGAUGAAGGCGCUGAAUCGUCGGACCACCGCCAGCAGCAGCAGCAGUAGCAGUGGCAGCCUUAGCCGCGGCAAGAUGUCCAUGACGGGACUCAAGCAUCCACUGCCGCCCAACUUCUUUGCUUAUCCUCAGACGACGCCGCAAGAGGAAUCGGCGUGGAUCGAAACCGGCCUGCGCGCGCUGACCACCCUUGUGCGCGACACGCAGAUGACGGGGGGACCGAUAGAAUGGACGCUGAACACGGAAUCGAACGGGCUGCAGAUCUACUGGGGUUCGGACAUUGGGAACACUGACCUGACGGUGUUUAUGAGUGUGGCCGAGAUCGAAGGCUCGCUGGACGAAGCGGCGGCGCUCCACGUCGCCGACACCCCCGAAACCUACCACGCGUACAUCUCCCGAUACAACAAGGACGUGAUUGACUGCGCUGUGCUCAAGACCCUCGCGCCUCCCACCGCAGAGCAUCCACACAAUUACAUUGGCUUGAAGUGGCUCACGCUGGAGACCCCCAUGGCAGUUCGCAAUCGCGAUUUUACCUUUGUGGAGUGUCGGGAUGAGUUUUCAAUCAAUGGAGUCCGAGGGUGGGCCCGCGUGAUGCACUCGGUGGAGCUGCCGUGGGUCCCCGAACUUCGCCAAGCUAUGGGCAUCGUCCGAGCAACGUACGAGAACUCUGGCGUCGUGUUCCAGCAAGUUGUUGGCAAACCCGGCUACCUCCGUGUAGCGCAGCUGUGGAAUACCAACCUCCGCGGCUUCAUCCCGACGUGGAUUCAGCGCAUCGGCAUUAAGCGCCGCGCGCGAUCUGUCCUCGCUUAUGAUGCAUACUUCAGGGCUAUACGUCUGGCGAACGAAGCUCUUCUCGAUGUCCACGAGCUGGUGCCGCCAUCCAGUCGGCGCAAGUGCUAUCUCUGCCAGCAUGUGUUUAAUGCACUCUCGAUACGGCAAAAUUGCCGCCGAUGUGGCGAGGUGGUGUGUCGCCAUUGCAAUAAAAAGUGGGAAAUCACCGAUACCCGGCAUAUCACACGGCUUGUUCGGGUGUGCUUCAAGUGCUCGGCGGGGCCGCCCAUGACCUUGGACGACUCGGAGGACGAAGGCGGCGCGUCCAUGCUGCAUCCGAAGUACGUGUCGGACAUGCGCUCCGAACCGGCGAGACGAACAGCGCGCAAGAGCCACGUCCACCAGCCUCAGCAGUCUCAUCAUCCACUUGACGCUCCAUCGGCUAGACUCCCCCUAAAGCAGCCCCAUCAGCCCUUGUAUCUCCCUCAAUACCAAGAACAACUACAGCAACAUUCCCAUCACUUUUCAAUGAAGGUGGAGCCCCCGACGUCGCCGCUUCGCCAGAUGCAGAAACAAUCGGCGUAUACUUCGAAAUCAACGACCUACAACUGCCACCAGAAUGCCCCUCCUCCGACCCAACAAGGACUUCACAACCACUACAACCCGUGGGACGACGUACCAUCGAGUCGAGAUUUGCCAGUGUUUCUAAACGACCCCCAUAACCAUCAACAUCACCAGCCCAUGUAUCACCAGUAUACGAGUACCCCCCAGUUUAAGAAUUGGAUGGACCCAGGAUUGGUGGCUGGAGGCCCUUAUGGGCAACGACCAAUCACGGACGACCAACGAAGCGCCGACAACAACUCGACCGUGUCCAAAGCCCAACUCAUCGACUUGUACAGACAACUCAAGCACAUGAAACUGGAAGGAGUCCCCACGCCCGUGUCGCACGCUGCUUGAUGGAAAAGCUCGUGUGUGUGUGUAUGUAGUACUAGUAAUCAGCUUACUACAUACUAUUAUAUUUCAAACCAAUAAUGAAGAACGCCGCCGCCCUGAUUCUCCAAC
This is a messenger RNA of Aphanomyces astaci, 1885 nucleotides long. RefSeq lists its product as hypothetical. Gene Ontology annotation, molecular function: lipid binding; metal ion binding. The transcript is spliced from 3 exons. The record is from RefSeq and is a predicted model, not a curated record. The coding region runs from base 56 to 1780 and encodes 574 amino acids. Lineage: Eukaryota; Oomycota; Saprolegniomycetes; Saprolegniales; Verrucalvaceae.